Drosophila elegans is the source of this 1002-nucleotide messenger RNA. RefSeq lists its product as uncharacterized. The record is from RefSeq and is a predicted model, not a curated record. NCBI's taxonomy places the organism in Eukaryota, Metazoa, Arthropoda, Insecta, Diptera, Drosophilidae. Bases 54 to 869 code for a protein of 271 amino acids. The transcript has 2 exons.
UCUGCACUAUAAUAAAUAAAUGCAUUUUAACCAAUUUUUAACUGUUUGCUAAAAUGCCAAAUAAAACCGAGGAAGUUGGCGAUUUUCAGCUAACCAAGAGGCAAGGACGCCAGCGAAGGAAGCAGACAAUCUGGACGCGCGAGAAGAUUUCCAAGCUGAUUGAACUGUACCGAUCUUCGGAUUGUUUGUGGAAUCACUACUCUGAUUUGUAUAAAAACAAGGACUGUCGAACCAAGGCCAUUGAUUCCAUAUGCACGGGCCUCGGGAUAACGAAAAACGACUAUGGCAAGAAAAUACACAACCUACGCAACCAAUACAACUCGGAACUUAAGAAAUUGGAGCGACGCCUUGAGGUAUCGGGAAGUUCUUCGGCGGAAAAGACCUGUCGCUGGGAGCACUUCAAAUCCCUGAUGUUUCUACGCUCCGUUAUUGAACCCCGACCAGGAUAUCAGCAGGGUCCUCAAUGCAAGAAACUAAUCACAAAGGUGGACUUUAGCUACGCCGAACAGGAAGUGUCAAAACAGAGUCAGUCUUCAAUAGAAAACCUGGAAUCAUUGAUCAUGGAAAACGAAACAGAAGUCGUUGAGCAGCCAAAAUUCAGCGAACCUAUUCCAAUGCCUACAGAACCUGCGCCAUCCUUUAAAUUAUCUGCUCCAAGUCGCCUGGCAGAGACACCCACCAUUUCAGCUCCUGUCCACAUCCCACCAAGUGGUCGGGACCAAUGGGAUGCCUUUGGGGAACUAAUCGCCAGUGAAUUCCGAAACCUCAACUCUGAGAUUUCACGCAAAAGGCUAAAGCGAAAAAUAAUGCAAGUUAUGCUGGAAGUGGGGGAAGAAGAUGAUCUGGAGUACCCAAGUACAAACAGUUGAUUUUUAAAUAAAGUUAAGGCAUUUGUUGUAUAUAUUUUAUAGAGUGGACACUUUUUAAAUUUAAAUGUUAAGUAAAUUCAGCACACAGAUCACUCAAAGAGCCAAUUUAUAUGUACAUUUUAAGCACUUUUCG